AACUAUUCUAAUUCGACCUAGAAAAAGAAAAUUAAUUAUUUUACCUCAUAAUGCAUGACAUUAACCUAUUUCUAUAUUAUUUUGUCAUUUGUUAAGUUAUCACUACAUUUUUCAAAUUAUUCUCCCAGGCCAACUAGUAUCAUUUAUUGCUAUCUACUUCACCUUUUCGAUUAAUCGCCAACAAAUGGUAUUUUAAUAGCAAAAUCAUAUGAUAAGAAAUAUUGGAUUGUUGGAAUAGUACGAAAUGACGAGCGAAUCUGAUGUUGCUAUAACAAAUGGCAACUUGGUAUCUUCCAGUAAGGUCACCGACGAAGGUCAGAGUACUUCUUCGCCACCUCCGAUUCCCGUCAAGUCCUGCAAGUGUUUGGACAAGACUCAGGUGAAGAUCAUAUCCAAGAGGCCUCUCUUGAUCACCCUCAGGUGGAUAUUCCUCUUCCUCUUCUGGACCAUCUGGAUCAUCGUCUUCUCCAUGGUCGUCAUCAUCUUCGCCCUCGCGCCCAGGAAGAAGACAAAAUGACUGGAAGCCAACAACAUGGAGGAGGCCAACAGAAAAGGCCAACAGUCAUCAUAUAUCCAACAGUUUCCCCUGAGACAAUCGUGAUCCCGAUCGUCUCCUGCAUCCUGGGGUUUCCCCUCCUGGCACUCCUCGUCAUCUGCUGCCUGAGGCGGAGGGCGAAGCUCGCCAGGGAGCGCGACCGUCGCAGAGCAGGAACGAGUUGCGCAGGAGGAGGGAUUCACACACAUAUUUUGAGCGGGG
Molecule: messenger RNA, 757 nt
Organism: Nezara viridula (southern green stink bug)
Lineage: Eukaryota; Metazoa; Arthropoda; Insecta; Hemiptera; Pentatomidae
Source: the annotation of a GenBank genome assembly